AUGCUCCGUUAAAAAGACGCAACGAGCAAGAGAGACAGCCGGGCCAGGGGAGCACUCUCUUCUUUCCUUUCCUCACAACACACACGUCAGACAAACAUGUUCCUGCGCCUGGGUAUCUUCCUGCACCUGCUGUACCUUUCCUCCUGCACGUUAUCCAGAGCUGACAAGAAGAAGAAGCCGGAGAGCAAGGUGACGACAGGCCAGGUGGACAGGUCUGUGCAUGACCGUGGCCUGGUGACGGAACAUCCAAAGUGGAAGGACAUAGUGGACAACCAUGCCAGCUACCACCAGUACACCACACACCGGGCCACACAGCGCAUGACCCUGGCCUAUGUGACGCCGUGGAACAACCAUGGCUAUGAUGUGGUGAAGGUGUUUGGAGGGAAAUUCACCCAUGUGUCGCCGGUGUGGCUGCAGCUGAAGUACAGUGCAGGCAACACCAUCAUCACCGGAGACCAUGAUGUGGAUCAGGGCUGGCUGACGGAGGUGAAGAAGGCUGGACAGUCAGCCAAUGUUAAAAUUGUUCCCCGUCUGCUGUUUGAUGGGUGGCAGCCGAGGGACUUCCGGGAGCUGUAUGACACUGAGCCUAAGCGGAAGAGAGUUAUCGGUGAGAUUGUCAACAUGAUCAAGAAACACAAUUUUGAUGGCAUUGUGUUGGAGAUCUGGAGUCAGAUUCCCACACAGAAGCUGCUGGAUGCCUCUCCUGGCUUCAUUAGAGAGCUAUCCCAGGGCAUCCGCCUUGCUGGCUACACCUUCAUCCUGGUCAUCCCUCCUGCUGUGUACCAGAGUAACUCUCCAGGAUCCUUUGUGGAGAAACACUUCAGGGAGUUGGUGGAUGAUGUGGAUGCCUUCUCUCUCAUGACCUACGACUUCUCCAGCUUCCAGAGUCCAGGUCCAAACAGUCCCUUGUGGUGGGUGCGUGACUGUGUGGAGAGGCUGGUUCCUGAUGCAUCUUCACCUGAUCGCUCUAAGAUCCUGCUUGGUCUGAACCUGUACGGGCUGGACUACAGUGUGACGGGUGGUAACCACAUCCUUGGGCCGCAGUACAUUGACCUCCUGGCCACCUACAAGCCAAAGUUCAGUUAUGAUGAUGUCUCCAAGGAACACUUUUUUGAGUACAAAGCCAGGUCUGGGCGUCAUGUUGCCUUCUACCCAACCCUGCACUCGGUGGCCCUGCGAGUACAGCUGGCCAAUGACCUGGGCACUGGCAUCUCCCUGUGGGAAGUUGGCCAAGGCCUUGACUACUUCUAUGAUCUCCUAUGAGUGAAGCUUGUGUGCUGUUAAACAAUUGUUGUUUGCAAUUUUUGUGAGUUUUUUUCUUAUUUUUUAACUCAGUCUUCUUGAUAGUUUAGUAUGUUUGUGAUUUUCUACAAAGCACAGUAUGUAUUUAACACAAUUGCAUAGUCUACCUCUAUGUGCUCUUGUUUGCAAGUGACACAUUGAGAGUUAGGACAAAAUUGUUAUAUUGCUGAAUUGUGCUUGAAAACACUGCAGUGAUAAAAAAAUAUUGGAAAUUAGAAACAUUCCAUGCUAAAACUCAGAAAAUUACAGUAUCCUUUUAAAUAUUUUAUUCCCAACAUGAAGCAUUUGUUUAAGUUGUUUCUUGUUAUACUGGCUUUGUUUUUUGGGCAAUGGCUUAUUAGUGAAAUUUGGUUUUCAGUGGUAUUUGGUUGCUGUGCUUAAUUACUAUAUUUGAAUUUAGCCAUGUCAGUGCCUUGAGCUAACUGUUAAACUCCCUGUGGACUCAGCUGUGAUGUGAAGGUGUGGAGGCAGCACCACAAAGACCACCAUUAAACUCAAGGUGACAUUUCAACAAGUGUGGGGUUGGGAUAGUAUCUUUCCAGCUAAAUUGCUUGUUGACACAGGUCAGCAUGUGUCACCUGCUAUCUGCUCCCCAUACUUACACAGUUCAGAGCACCUUGUUUGUGGUCACACUUGGGUCCUGGGAACUCCAUACAGGUAUUUGAGUACUCUAUUCUCUUAUGGCAGUGGUUCCCAAAUUUUUCCUAUGUGAGUGCUACUUUGUGGUCCCAUACAGUCCCUGCGUACCACCUGGUUCCAGAAAAAAACCCUCAAUUCCAGCUAAUAUCAAUUUAUUCACAAGUAGAAUACUCAAGUCAACUAACAACAAGGAACACAACUCAAUUUAAUGUGAGAGAUGCUUCUGUUUCUCCUCCAUAAGCUGAUCAAUGCCAUAUUAUCAUGUGUAAGGCAGUAAUAACUUUUCUGAGAAAUUAAUGAAUUUAAUUUAACUAAAAAUUGCAUAUGAUCUUGAAAGUGCUCAUGUACCACCUGGAAGGCCUUCGUGUACCACUAAUGGUACACAUAUGACAGGCUGGGAAGCAUUGUCUUAGAGGGUCUUCCUACAUUAUUCAUUCCAUCUUUGUACUGUAUGACAUUGUCAUCCUACUUCCUUCUAUUCCUCCACAUGACUAAACUUUGAGACUAGUAUCAUCAUGCACGGUAGGCACGUCUUCUCUGAUUAAUGCACUCCACAGUAGCUUGUGGUGGAGGUUGUGUAAGGUCAACCACUGAAAGUGGCAGUGAAAAUGUAAUGAUUUCCAGAUAUUUGGUGUGAAGGCAAGAGUUAGAUUACCACACUUACCUGAAAUAUCUUAAGCUGAUUUGUAAGUACUAUUUAUAAAUAUUUCUUUCUCUA
Messenger RNA from Portunus trituberculatus (swimming crab), 2659 nucleotides. Its product is annotated as chitinase domain-containing protein 1-like. Gene Ontology annotation, molecular function: chitin binding; oligosaccharide binding. Gene Ontology annotation, cellular component: extracellular region. The transcript has 9 exons. Bases 97 to 1263 code for a protein of 388 amino acids. NCBI's taxonomy places the organism in Eukaryota, Metazoa, Arthropoda, Malacostraca, Decapoda, Portunidae. The record is from RefSeq and is a predicted model, not a curated record. Gene Ontology annotation, biological process: carbohydrate metabolic process.